This is a messenger RNA of Glarea lozoyensis ATCC 20868, 765 nucleotides long. RefSeq lists its product as uncharacterized. NCBI's taxonomy places the organism in Eukaryota, Fungi, Ascomycota, Leotiomycetes, Helotiales, Helotiaceae. The transcript has a single exon. The record is from RefSeq and is a predicted model, not a curated record. The coding region runs from base 1 to 765 and encodes 254 amino acids.
AUGCGUUCCUCCACUUCUUCCCUCAUCUUGGCCUUUUGCGCCGCGCUUGCUGUUCAAGCUGCACCUCUCAACACACGAAACACAAACACUGCUCUGAGUGAGCUUGCAACGAGGGAGUUUGCGAAAGAUGCUUACGGAAUCCCAAUCGAGGAUGAGGAGCUUGAGAAGAGAGCUUUUGCUAAGGAUGCUUAUGGCAUUCCAAUUGAAGACGAGGAGUUGGAAGAGAGGGACUUCGCUAAGGACGCAUACGGCAUUCCAAUCGAGGACGAGGAGCUCGAGAAGAGAGCAUUUGCUAAGGACGCAUAUGGUAUUCCAAUCGAAGAUGAAGAAUUAGAGGAGAGGGACUUUGCUAAGGAUGCCUACGGGAUUCCAAUCGAGGACGAGGAGCUUGAGGAGCGUGAUGUAGUCGAGGAUGAGGACGAGCCUUGCCCAUAUGACAAGCGCGACUUUGCCAAGGAUGCAUACGGUAUCCCAAUUGAGGACGAAGAAUUAGAGAAGAGGGCAUUCGCGAAGGACGACUACGGUAUACCAAUCGAGGAUGAGGAGCUUGAGGAGCGUGACGUCGUUGAGGAUGAAGACGAGCCUUGCGAAUAUGAGAAGCGCGACUUUGCUAAAGACGCUUAUGGUAUUCCAAUCGAAGACGAGGAGCUCGAGAAGCGCGAGUUUGCUAAAGAUGCCUACGGUAUCCCAAUUGAGGAUGAGGAGAUUGAAGAGCGUGAUGUCGCUGCGGCUGAAGUCGAUGAAGAGGAUUGUCUUGAUUUCUAG